Oncorhynchus kisutch (coho salmon) is the source of this 857-nucleotide messenger RNA. RefSeq names its product stonustoxin subunit beta-like. NCBI's taxonomy places the organism in Eukaryota, Metazoa, Chordata, Actinopteri, Salmoniformes, Salmonidae. Bases 18 to 857 code for a protein of 279 amino acids. The transcript is spliced from 3 exons. The record is from RefSeq and is a predicted model, not a curated record. Gene Ontology annotation, molecular function: protein binding.
CAUGUUGAGACAAAGACAUGCUCUGCAGCUUGGGUCUCCUUUUCCAAUUCAAUGUAUAUCAUUUAUUUAGGUUGAAUAUGUGUAGACUUACCUCCAACUGCUGUGAGGCUCUGGCCCCAGCUCUCAGCUCUAAUUCCCAACACCUGAGAGAGCUGGAACUGAGUGACAAUGAUCUGCUGGAUUCAGGAGUGAAGCUGCUUUCUGCUGGACUGGCGAAUGCACACUGUAAACUUGAGAUACUGAGUAUGGACCGUGGAGAGUGCAGGGCUGAUAAACCUGGGCAAAGAGAUAUACCUGUGAGCUCACACUGGACACACGCACAGUACAGCACAGUACACAAACUGCUCUCACUGCCCGAGGAGAAGAGAAAGGUGCCACGGGAGAAAGAGACGCAGCAGUAUCCUGAUCACCCAGAUAUAUUUCGGAUAGAGCCACAGGUGCUGUGUAAAGAGGAGCUGUCUGGGCACUGUUACUGGGAGGUAGAGUGGAGGGAUGGGGCUAGGAUAGGAGUGACAUAUAAAGGAAUCAGCAGGAGGCAGGGAGGUCACUAUUCAAGUCUCCGACGCAAUGACAAGUCAUGGAUUCUAUUCUACUUGCAUAAAAACUGUUAUGCCCAUCGCAAUAAUAAGACCACUAGGAUACCUGCCUCCUUCUCCCACUCUAACAGAGUAGGAGUGUAUCUGGACAGGGUGGCCGGCACUCUUUCCUUCUAUAGUGUCUCAUCCAAAACACUCACCCGCCUGUACACAUACUACGCUGCAUUCACUGAACCCCUCUACCCAGGGUUUCGGAUUCGGCUCGACUCGUCAGUGUCCCUGUGGGUAGAACAGCCUCCUCUGUCCUGGAGCAACACCUGA